Messenger RNA from Cololabis saira (Pacific saury), 4948 nucleotides. RefSeq names its product bcl-2-modifying factor-like. Gene Ontology annotation, biological process: apoptotic process; positive regulation of apoptotic process; negative regulation of autophagy. NCBI's taxonomy places the organism in Eukaryota, Metazoa, Chordata, Actinopteri, Beloniformes, Belonidae. Bases 159 to 986 code for a protein of 275 amino acids. The record is from RefSeq and is a predicted model, not a curated record. Gene Ontology annotation, cellular component: myosin complex. The transcript has 5 exons.
GAAGUGGUCGUGGAGGCGAAAAGGACUAAACCCGCUUGCCUUUGCAGGAUAUUGAAGUUAUUGUCAUCUUUUUGUUUGUUCCCUUCUCACUCGGGGUGUAAGACAGUGUUGUAAGACAAAGCCGGUCUCUGCGGUUGCUCAUCUUAUAGUCCCCCCGUAUGGACGAUGAGGAGGAUGAUGUGUUCGAGCCGGAUCACCUGUGCUGGCGCACACCAUUCAGGGAGAUAAAGUGUGAAGACAAGGGCACGCAGACACCUGGCCCGACCCCGGUACCCAACAACGGCAUGCUUCCCUGUGGAGUCGCAGAGGAGCCCAGACCACUUUUUUACGGUAACGCAGGUUUUCGAUUGCACUUCCCAGCCCUCUUUGAGCUCGCUGGGGAUUUUGAAGCGAGGCGGCGAAACAGCGCGGAGGAGCUAAACGGGAUGGAACGGCUGCCCCGACAGCAGCCCGUGGCGCGCAGUGUAGAGGCUUGCAUCGGACAGAAACUCCAGCUGAUAGGAGACCAGUUUCACCGGGAACACCUACAACUGUGUGCUAUGGAGGCAAGUGGCAUGGAGGAUGCCUGGUGUCAAAACAACACAACUGUGGUCAGGGUGACAGUGCCCGCAGAAUUGGUGCGCCGCUUCUGCUCGGUUGUGUUGCUCAGCCGCGGCAUACUGUAUUCUUUAGCUUUAAGUACCAUCAAAACCAAAGGGACCGGGGGCCGCUGUGGUGGCGCUUGGCGACAACUCUUCUCAACCUUCUUUUUGAUAGAAGGUUCAACGCUGGAGGAGGUGCUGCAGGAUGGAGGUGAGGCGGUCGUCCUCCCCUUCCAUCCUUCGCCUUCUUCUCUGGAAGGAACUGACUUCCGAAUGGCACUGUCAAAUCUAACACGGGUCUGUUUGGAAAAGGAAAGAAAGGAGACUAAAAGGUCGCCGCGGGACGGAGACAACUCAACUUUUAUACAAGGUCGUGUGGUUUUUCUUUCCAAGAAGAUGCCAUGAUACUGCGAGAUUCCUCUAAAGGACAAUGUUCAUACUUUGGCAUACGUGUGGUGUAUUAGUUUUGUACAGUUACUUGUUCUUGUAAACAUUUUUGCACUUCGACUUGUAUCCUUGUAAAAUGACCUCCACAGACCCUGGGAAUGCCUUAUUUAGUGUUUUCUGCCAGAAGGAGUAUUGACUUUUUUUGACAGGGAAGAUGAGAUGGUGAGGAAAUGAAAGGUGAUGUGGUAGGACUGUUUCUUUUUCUUUCUUUUUUUUUUUAAAGUCAACCAGAAGACCAGUCAAGUUGAUUUACUUCCAAAGAGGCAACUUCAUAGAACAACACAUUUUGCACCUCACCUCAAUGGAAAAUGUAUCUUUUCCUAUAUAUAUGGAUUUGAUUUUACUUUAUGCUUUUUUUCUUUCUCUUUAUUUUUCUUGGUUUGUUAUUAACUUCGAUCCUUCGUUUUUCAGAAUAUUGGAAACAAUGUAAAAAGCUCUGCACAAGUAAAAGUUGGCCCACUGUAAAAUAUGAUCUAAACAUCUAUGAAUAUGUGCAGCCGUUCCAAGCAGGUCUGCCUCCACUCAUGUGCUACACGUCAAAAACCUUUGCGAGACUUAGAAGUAUUGGGGUGGAAUUUGUAGUAAUGCAUGCCACUGUCGGGUCAAACAAGGCCGCCGACUCCCAGCAAACCUUUGCACUAACAAAACAAGAACUGCACUUAGAUUUUACAUGAACCGACAAGACCGUUGAGCAACAAACAAUUUGGUAAUGGAUAACUGUACACUCAUUUAUCAAUAAAAGCUCUAGUGUCACUCGAUUAUUAGGACAAAUCAAUUUGGUUAACAUGUUUUGUUCGCUCUGAACCAGUCCGACUGCCUCAAUAUAAGAUUAUGUGGCCAGUUAGCUCUUGUUUUAACAACAGGGAUUGAAUUGUUGCCAUCCUAAUCGUCCAAAGGUCUUCGUCGUCGUGCUGUGCAGCUGUCAUCUCUUGUUAGUCUAACGGUUUAACUAAUGGCUGUAUGUGGGCAGCUAAAUGAUGUCUUAGAUGUACAUUUAUAUUAAAAUCACGGGGACUGACUUUUAAACGCAUAUAAAGGACUAUUGGAAGUCCAGCACCAUGCACUAAAUUAGAGCAAACAAAUCAAGCACACUGUUGGAGCGAUUUUCCCCUCAAAACAACCGGCCAAGUCCACCAUUAUUUAGAGUGUAAUUUAACCGGGCGUUCAGUUUUGGGUUUUCCCUUGUUCCCCGUGUCUGAUGUCAGACUGUCCUCGGUUUUAGAUGUGUUCUUCUCUUGUGAUUGUUUUCAGACCUCCAUGCCCUUGAAGUGGAGCUGUGGAUCCACUGUUUUUGCACUAGACAUCCACCCUUGAAGAGUUCAGAUUGUCACCAAACUAACCUCUGUCUUGUAUGAAGGUUUUCAGUUCUUGCCAACUCAUUUCACAAUGUAUUCAAUCACGUUUUCAAAAAAACACACAAUCAGUGUUGAGGCUUGGGCGAUCACGUUUUGGAGUCCUGAUUGGAUGUUGCUUCUGGAAAUGUGACGUAGCCGCGCUCCGGAGACGGAGCCACGUCUCUGCGUAGAAAGGUUUCCCACUUUCCCUAUCCUGUCAUCAGAAAAUAUGGCGUUGUCAAUCUGUGAACAUCCUCCUCUCAGGUAACCAUUGUGGGAGUUUACAUCAUUUGAUAGUCAAUGGGAUGAUCUUAUACUGUUUUUUCUUUAGUGCUAAGAUUCAGUUUUGGGACAUUUUGGCAAAAAAACAAAGAAACAAAAAAAAAAAAACUUCACCAGUGACUUAGCAGACAAACAAAAGUGAAUACAACUGUCAUUUUUUUUCUUUGGAAAACUGAAUAUGUUUGAAAACACUGUUGAAAAUGCUGUUUAUUGUUUUAUUUUCCUUGCUGAACCCAGCCUAUCUUUUGGACCCAAGGAGCAGUACACAUCAGGGAGUCUGUAAUUACUCGCUCCUUACAAUAUGUUGAAUUCAUCACUGCGUAAUUAGAGUUUUUUCUCAUUUGUUCUCAAGAUGUCUCAGGGACGGACUUUGUGGGCUACUGGUAACCUUGAGAAUCCGUCACACGGUCAGAAGAAGGGUCACGUUUUCGCCCGUCUAUUUAAGAUGAAACCUUGCGCAUUAUUGCCAUUUCAAUUAGAGGUUCCACUCAGAAAAUUUGUCACGACACGCAUAACGGUACAGUUGGACCCACGAGUCUGAGGCCGACUUGCAGGCUGUGGUGGCGACGGGGGGCUACUGAGUAUGAAGUCAGAGGCGCGAGGUACACUGAAUGAGGUUGUGGUAAUAGUUUCCUGCGGAUCCUGAACGCUGAGCCAGUCUCUGUAGCACCUCGUCUCCACGUUUGGUUCUUGACGUCCUCUUUGUGCUGCUCCUUCAUUAACGUAGUUUUUGUUCACCUGUUCGUUUUCUUUGUAAUUUAUUUUUUCCUUUUUUUCUAUUUAUUUUUUUUGGUAUUUGUACCCGUUUUCUACUGUAUACACUCGUGUGUGCAAUCAGUUUCCUGUUUCUGUUUUGGUCUUGCGUUUGCACAGGGUUCAGCUGUUUGAGUCUGUGCAGAGCAGGUUGCCAGUCGUGCCUGGCGUCGCUUCCUUAUAAUGCUUCACGCAAACUCUUUUUAAAAAAAAAUUUAAUUUGUUACUCAUACAUCACCACCCACAGAAGGAUUUUGUGUGAACUAAUUUUAGUGACGGCUCAUUUCACUGACGAAGCAUUUCACUGCAAACUGCACGUUUUACUCGAAGUCUCCAAGCGUGUGGCUAUUGGAACGAUACAGCUGCCAAUGAUAACUACAGCUGCUGCUCUUCACCAAGAGAAGAAACUACAACCCACCUUUCAAGCCCACAGAUGUAUUUCAGUGAAAAGUCAAUGAUUUUCCAUUGACGGUCCAAAGUAGUUCAGAUUCUUUUCAUUAUCUCCACACCUGACUUUGGGGAACAAAACAAAACAAAAAAGAAACAGAGAAACAGACCCAGUAAGGUUGUCUCCACAAAUGUUAGUUUGUUCUCAUUUCUCUUCUUAAUCAUUGUGUUGUAAUCAGUAUGCACUGGAAAGUACUUUGCUCCUGUAAAUCCUAUAGGUCUAUUAUCUGUUGUGUGUUAAUGUAUAGUAGAUACUCUGGAUUGUUCUCUUGGACUAAUCAUGUGCUUUGACCAAGUAGGUUCAGGUAUGAUGGUCUGUUGAUUUAUUGGAAAAGGGAAACAAGCCACCGCGGUGCCCUUUAUCAUUUUCUUAGCGUGAGGUUCCCUAAACGCACACAUGGCUGUGUAUUUUAUGGAAACCAUCAGUGUGUUGAAUUUUGUAGUCCACUUGAUAUAAAUUUGAAGUUGCCUUUUCUUUUUGACAAAGGUUUAGAUUUUUUUUUUUAAUGAUAACAUUUCUUGUUCAUGGACUUUUUAAAACUUUGUAAAUGGUAUUUUCUUAAGAGAAAGUCUGAAGGUCUGUUUUUCUAAGGAAUAUUUGACAUGAUCAGGAUCAUUUUCAGGUCCAUGAGAUUGAUCACGUUUUUUUUUUAUUAUUACUGAAAUGGAAACAUUCCUUGCACAUCGUACCAUCAUGUAUACCACAGACCCGGCGAGCCCAAUUAAUUCAUGGGUUGGUUCACGAGGCUCUUUAGUUUGUAGCGACUAAAUACUAGCCCUUCUUUACGAAACCGAUAAAGUGUACAUGUAUUUCUAAAAAAAUCCCGGAAUAUGCCUUUAACUGCUCAGUUUUAAUGAAGUCUUGAUUAUCACACACUCUCUGUAUACCAAGAAAUGAGACCCAGCGAAAAUGUAGCAUUUUUGUAAACAUUGACUGUGUGUUUUCGAGACUCUACUGUGCACUCUUUUUUUUUGUGUUUAUAUAUAUUUUUUGGUUGUUGAUACAAUAUGGAAGUAAAAACCAUUUGUUAUGUAGUGCAAUAUGCUGUACAUAUGGAGCUUUGCUCUACAAAUCCUUUUUUUUCUGGAUUUCUUUUUGUUUAU